AUGAUUAAUUCUGAAAAGUAGUAGUAUUAGUAAUAAUAGUAGAAUCAACAAGAAGAGCUUAAGAGUAUUGAAGAAUAGCCAGAAACAAGCAAUUCUAAGAUCUUUUAGGGUAUUGAUCUGUAGUAGUUAACUCAGAAGCAUGUAUGGAAUGUAGGAGAAAAGAUUCUCGCAGAGCUUUCAAAUUAGUAUUAUAAGAAAACAGUGGAAUAGUCGCAGAAAUCAAUCGAUUAGCCUUAAAAUCAGUAGAUUUACAAAUACUAUAUCCAUUUUGAAUCAUGCGAUAAACGACUUGAUAGAUGGGUCUUUGAUAAUGAAGUGAAGGAUCCUCUAGAUUUCAAUAAUUAAGAUCCUAUGAAUUUGUCUUAACUUCAAUAAUCAUCAAUGAGUCUUAAUAGAAAUGAAUCUUAAUCUUAUAACUAGUCUGGUCUGAAAAGAGUAACCAGACAUGCUUAGAGAAAACAGGAUGAGAUUAACCCAACCAAUUAAGAAUUUUAUGAUUCAAACCCUGAAAUCAAAGAACUUGAGAAAAAGCAUUAGGAGACUACUAAAGUCAGGAAUAUUGAGAAAAUAUUUUUUGGAGACUAUGAGAUAAAUACUUGGUACUUUAGUCCUUACCCUGAAGAAUAUGGAAACCAAAGCAUUCUUUACAUUUGUGAAUUCUGCCUAAAGUAUAUGAGGAAGCAGAAGACAAUAAUAUAGCACAAGACUAAGUGUUAAUUCAAAUCUCCUUAAGGCAAAUUAAUAUACCAAGAUAAAAAGGUUAAGGAGCUAUUUCAGAAAUAGGAGAAGAAAUCAUCAGCUGAUGACAAAUAAAAUUUGACUUCGAUUUCUAUAUAUCAAGUAGAUGGUGUUGAAAGCAAGUUAUAUUGCUAAAAUCUAUGUCUAUUGGCAAAACUGUUCCUUGAUCACAAGACUUUAUACUUUGAUGUUUCACCUUUCUUGUUUUAUGUAAUGACUGAGGAUACAAAGGAAGAGUCUCACAUUGUUGGGUAUUUUUCGAAAGAAAAGACAAUGAGUAAUGACUAUAACUUAGCGUGUAUAAUGGUAUUACCUCCUUACUAGCGUCGAGGAUAUGGUAAGUUUUUGAUUGGUUUGAGUUACCAACUCUCAAUGAAUGAAGGAAGGAUAUGUACUGCAGAAAGACCUUUAUCUGAUAUGGGAAAAGUCAGUUAUAAAAGCUUUUGGACAGAUACAUUAUUAGAGGCAUUACUUUAAGUCAAAGGUAGUAUUUCGAUAAAAGAGUUAAGUGAAUUCACUUAUAUCAAAGUGGAGGAUAUAAUUUAAACUUUGAGCAGUUUAAAUCUAGUAAGAUAUUGGAAAGGGUAAUAUGUGAUUACAAAUUUCAAUGUUAAGCUAAUAGAGGAACAUUUCAAGAAGAAAGAGGAUCAGAACGCGAAGAAUCCAAGAAAGCCAGUUAAGUUCAAACCUAAUUUAUUGUAAUAAUGA
Molecule: messenger RNA, 1446 nt
Organism: Stylonychia lemnae
Lineage: Eukaryota; Ciliophora; Spirotrichea; Sporadotrichida; Oxytrichidae
Source: the annotation of a GenBank genome assembly